GCUGUUCGCCCGAACGUCUCUGAACGUCUCCAAUCCGUUUCGCGCCCUCCCGGCCCCCGCUCCCCGCUCCCCGCUGCUGCUGGCCUUGGCUCGGAGCGUCCUCCAGCUGCUGCCUCUCUCUUCGCUCUUCGCUCUUGGCUCUCGCUCUCUCUUGUUCUCCCUUCGCUCGCUCGUGCCUUUCUCGCCCCGCCCCCUCCCUCGCGUCGCUCUCGUCGGCCCCUUUCCUGUUGCAUUGCGCGCGCGCAGCACUCUCGAAUCGCAGGGUCUCGGGCGACGUCGAUCUGCGGCUAUGGCGAGUUACGGAUCUUGCAGUUUCUGCCAUUACGUGCUGUAGCGCGCGCUGAUUCUGCAGAGUACAUUGCCGCACGGCGUCCUCCCGGCAGCCAACUGCAGUUAGCUAGUGGACAAGUGAAGGACAUUGGGGAUUUGACGGCCCUAAGCGAGGAAGAGGCUUCGUCUCUGGGAGCUCCACGAGGAUCGAAGGCUUGAAAGUCGAUCAUCUAGAGUUUUGGUCGAACCAAGAAGCAGUUAGAGUUCGUCUUGGCUCCGCAUUGCGUCGAGAAUAAGCACUUUCGCAUGCAAGCAGGUCCUAGGAUAUUCCUAGACUACGUUCAGCUAAAAUCCUAACAGAGAGCAAUGCCUGUUGAAAACAGCCCCGCUAGUACCCUGAAGAGGGGUACUACCCCUCCAGGAGGACCAUCUACAUUUGAUCUUUUCAGUUGGUCCGAGGGCCCUGACACCACACAACGGACAGCGGUGCGCCACUCAGCUACAAAUGACAGCGCUGCGUUCGCUGCCGCAAGCGAUCAGAGUUGCACCAGCCCUCCCAGUCGGCCAACCAUUCGCAUGCAUCAGCCUGCAGGAGGAGCCAGCACAUUUGCAUUCGGUGAGCAGAUGACGCCCGAAGAAGCCGAAGCCCUUGUCAAGAGGAGACCUAACUCUGAGUGCAAGAAGAAAGAAAUGUACGGAAAUGCGAUCUUUGGAGAAGCCGCACUUGUCAACAGAGAUCAAGAAUCAGCGCGUCCGGGGUCCGAAGUGAAGAGGAAAGAAAUGUUUGGAAGCGGGAUAUUUGUCGAAGGAGCAGAGGGCGGGGAGCAUGCUGGCAUUACCUCUCAAGACAGAACCUGCGUACGACUACACCAGCCAGCAGGUGGAGUAAGCCAAAUCCAGUUCGGUGGCGAGGAGCUGACGUCCCCCAAGAAGCCAACUUCCAUCCCCGAAGUUGCGAAACAGAGAGAGCUGAGUGGGAGCACGGAAACCACGUUAGAUCUCAAGCACCGGAGCUUCUCAAACGCCAAAGCCAAAGAACUCGUUGGUAGCAACAUCUUUGGGCCUGCUCCGCCUGAUGCGCCACCUCGGCGCGUCGCAAUGGAGGUGAGGGAACAGCAACAGGAUGGUUAUGCAGAGGCUCCACCUCGCAAUCUCCGUACCUCUGUCAAAGUCUCCAAUCCUGCAGGAGGCCGUAGUCAGAUAGCUUUCGGACACGACGAUACUCCGAACUCUGCGAGGAAAGUGGACCCCCACAAAAUCGCUGAGCUCAGUGGAAACAAUAUUUUCGCCGACGAUCCUCAAACGCCUGUUGCGGAUCCUCACCAUCAUCUCAGCCAUGCAAAACUGCGGGAGAUGAGCGGCAGCGACAUUUUCAAAGACGACAAGCCUGUGAAUAGAGACUCCAUCGGUGGGAUCCGGAAACCCCCAGGAGGGGGCAGCACCAUUGCCCUAGUGUAGAUCAGUGAACAUUCUUGUGGGACCGUAGUACUAGCAUCUGUGCUGUUGCCGGCCCAUGCUUGAGCUCUUCCGAUCGAGGUGUUCCCUCGAUCGGGCUUCUAAGCUUUUGUAGUCCCUACAUCCCGCAGCCUAUGAAAGUGUCAACACCAUCGAUGUAGCCGACCAGAUGAUUAGGCGAGAUGACCUUGGACAUAGCGGAAGAAUCCGCUGUGAACCAAGCUUUUGUACUUUUGGAUUGGUGUAGUAGUUUAGUUCUACGCUGAGGUGGGCAUUGCUAAAUCUUAUGCUCUUUCCGCACUGCUAGUCAGCCAACUUUUAUCACACUUCCCUUUCAACCACUUCUGGGCCUACACGUACAUUUAUUUUGCCCGACUUUCUCCAGUCAGAUUUUGUAUGCCACAAAAGUGGGCUUUUUGUAGAAAAGGGAAAAGUCGUUCAG
This is a messenger RNA of Marchantia polymorpha subsp. ruderalis, 2167 nucleotides long. The record is from the annotation of a GenBank genome assembly. Lineage: Eukaryota; Viridiplantae; Streptophyta; Marchantiopsida; Marchantiales; Marchantiaceae.